This is a messenger RNA of Cinara cedri, 1035 nucleotides long. NCBI's taxonomy places the organism in Eukaryota, Metazoa, Arthropoda, Insecta, Hemiptera, Aphididae. The record is from the annotation of a GenBank genome assembly.
CGGUGGAGUAUUAUGACCUCUAACAGAGAGUUAAAUGAAGAUCUACGUUAUGCUGCAGGAAUAUAUAGUCUUAAUAGGGUUAAAGAAUUAGUAGAAAAAGGAGCUGACUGUAAGGCUAGUGAUUAUCAUGGAGAUACACCACUGCAUUAUGCUGCUGAAUCAGGUGAAUUGGAGAAAGUAAGGUAUCUUGUAGAAGAGAAAGGAUGUGAUGUCACAGCUAUCAAUAAAUCUGGUUCAACUCCUUUGCACAGAGCUGCUAGAUGGUGUUCUUUAGAGAUAGUAAAAUACCUUGUAGACAAGGGCGCUAACUUCAAGAUUGGUAUCGAGUAUGGUAAAACUCCUUUUCAUGAAGCUGCUACAGGAGGAAAUGUAGAUAUAGUGAAAUAUUUCAUGGAAAAAGGGUUUGAUCUCAAAGCUACUGAAAAUGGUAGUUUAACACCACUAAAUAAAGCUGCACACUAUGGUAAUCUAGAAGUACUUAAGUAUCUAGUAGAAAAAGGGGCUAAUAUCAAUGUUACUAAUAAAGGAGGUUGUUCUGCUCUGCAUAGUGCUGCUGGUGAGGGGCAUUUAAAAAUAGUACAAUAUCUGGUAGAGAAUGGCGCAAAUUUAAAUAUCAAUCAUAUAUGGAACGGGACACCUCUACACUUUGCUGCUAAGGAUGGAAAGCUUGAUGUAGUAAAAUAUCUUAUAGAAAAAGGAGCUGAUUUUAGGGCAAUUAGCAAUGAUGGUGCUACUCCCUUGAGCUUGGCUACUAAGGAAGGUCAUUUAGAUAUAGUGAAAUAUAUUAUGGAAAAAGGCGCUUGAUUUAAAGUACAGGAAAAAUUUAGAAUUAGGAUGUCUACCAAACAUUUAAAUGAAGAGUUAUUUUAUGCUGUAAAACAAGAGACAUACUAGACCUCUUUCAAAAUUGGAAAAGAGCAAAAAAUUAGUAUAAAAUCAUAAGUUUAAAAGUAUGAGAUACAAAGAAGUUAAGGAAUUAGACAACGAAAAAUACCGGCGUCUAAGAUGUAUGGUCCCAAAGUAUGAUGGUGAGGA